Messenger RNA from Rosa rugosa (rugosa rose), 903 nucleotides. Its product is annotated as putative germin-like protein 2-1. Bases 156 to 806 code for a protein of 216 amino acids. Gene Ontology annotation, cellular component: cell wall. The transcript has 2 exons. The record is from RefSeq and is a predicted model, not a curated record. Gene Ontology annotation, molecular function: manganese ion binding. NCBI's taxonomy places the organism in Eukaryota, Viridiplantae, Streptophyta, Magnoliopsida, Rosales, Rosaceae.
GACCUUCUGCAAUUCCUCACUUUCUUCUUGUUUUCUUGUAUAGACAAGGCUACAAACAAAUUUUCCCACAGCUUUAAUUUCAUUAACCCACAAAUUUAGCAGCUUCUGUUGCAUUAAUCUUUCAUAGAAAAUUAAGGAUACCGGCUUAUUAUCAAAUGGGCACUUAUAAUAUCAUCUUUGGGUUCCUGUUAUCUUUCUCUUUGUCAGUUGCCACAGCAUCUGAUCAUAGUCCACUUCAAGAUUUCUGUGUGGCAGACCCAGAAAGUCGAGUGCUGCUGAAUGGCCUAGCUUGCAAGGACCCCAAGACAGUUAAAGCCAACGAUUUUUCAUUUGGUGGGCUUCACUUAGCAGCCAAUACAUCAAACCCAAUUGGGUCAAGUGUGACACCGGUGACUGUAUCCCAACUUCCAGGACUCAAUACUCUUGGCAUUUCACUAGUCCGCAUCGACUAUGCACCAUCAGGCAUCAACCCUCCCCACACUCAUCCUCGUGCCUCCGAAAUCUUGACCAUCCUUGAAGGCUGCCUUGAAGUUGGGUUCGUAACGUCGAGCCCCGAAAAUCGUCACAUCACCAAGGUGUUGCAGAAGGGCGAUGUGUUUGUUUUCCCAAUCGGACUCGUCCACUACCAGAGAAAUGUAGGAACUGGCAAUGCUGUUGCUAUUGCUGCCCUGAGCAGCCAAAAUCCUGGUGUGGUAAUAAUUUCAAGUGCUGUCUUUGGGUCCAGGCCUAGUAUUGGUAGUGAGAUUCUCGUGAAGGCUUUGCAAGUUGAUCAAGGGGUUGUCAAUUACCUCCAGUCCAUAUUCUAAACAAAGAAGGGGGGAAGUUUUGUAGGAAUAUACGAGUCAUGUAUGACUUUCACUUUAUGUUGAUCUCCAAACAAAGCCCAUGAGAAGUACAAAAAUU